Messenger RNA from Amoebophrya sp. A25, 2492 nucleotides. NCBI's taxonomy places the organism in Eukaryota, Dinophyceae, Syndiniales, Amoebophryaceae. The record is from the annotation of a GenBank genome assembly.
GUUCUUGUGCUUUGAAAAGUGGUAGGCAAAUUUCAGAUUUGCAAAGUGGUUGUCGUUUUUCCCCUGUGCCACUAAGAAUGAUACAACGUAUAAAAUUAUUGUUGUACCUCAUUGAUAUUAACAAGACCAAUAGUUGCAAGACGGGGCAAGAAGGACUGGCUCUUUCCUUGAUGACUCAAAAAUGGCUGAAAUAAAAUACGUGGGAUCUUCGGACACGGCUGCAGUCUGUCGUGAGGAGCACAUCAACCACACCAGCGAGCUUCGCUGUAUUAAGGAGUCAGAUGUAAUUUUGACGCCGGACCUGAUCGAAAGCGCUGGCGAAGGCGAGUAUCGUGUAAAAUGCGGAGCUGUGGAGUAUGCCGACCAUUUUUACCAACGUGGUGCUUUAAUGUUGAGUGAGGACUUUACCCCGAUUUGCCACGCGGAUGCACUCCUGUUGCGAAUCGUAUCAGUCUCCGAGACUGAGUUGAACUGUCGUGAUCCAGGAAUUGGUUUUUCAAAAGAAGGGCAAGAGGGUUGUCUUCUUACACAUUCUAAUUCUGGACCUUCUGAUUCUGCACAUUCUGGCUCUGCACAUAUGGACCAAGAACCAACUACUGUACAAUACAAUACAACUAAUCUCGCACAAAGUUCGGUGCAGACUGCUGAAGAGAUGAAUUCUUCGGAAAAGAGUCUUCGUUCCUCUUGGGCUCCUGGCAUAGUGCUCUCGCCUCUCGACAGCCUCUACAGGCAGAACUUUGCGAUGUUAAGCGAAAACGAACGCGAGGGUUCGGACGGUAGGCGCAAUUCCAUGUUUAUUGUUGGCUUAUUGCCAAAGACGUUGAAGCUUGGCGGCGAGUUUGAUAUUCGCCAUGCUGAUACUGCGGGGAUGCUGGUGGGGUUCGAGUUGAAUUGCGCACGCACGCGAUGGCGUAUGUAUAUGGUACAUCCCCAAAUGAUAAUUCACGAUCGACAGGCCAUUCAAGAGGACGAACAAACAAGCGUGCACCUGUACGCAGGUCCUCCGAAGACCCAAAGUAAAUCGGCAAGAAUUAUUCCACGUGCCGGUGAGCAUAUACGAGCUGUGUCACUGCCACUGCCUUCAGAAUGCUAUUUACAGCAAGAGAAUUCGAAGGAGAAAGAUGGAAGGUCCGACCUGAAUUGUUAUUACGAACAUGAAGAAAACAACCUCAACGCUUCCCCUUGGGAGCAAGAUGACAGCGUUUCCGAGAGCUCAAGCAGCGACGAUAACGACAUCGCCACGCGGCUGAGGAAAAUACAAGAAGCUGAUCAUGAAGAUGGAAAUCUUCAUGCAGUUGUAGGAAACGGUUCGUAUAGGCGGGGUCACCUUCAUGAUGACGCAUCAUGCCAUUUGACUCCGAGCGACUGGGAAGUGGACGACGACGAUGCUCGCACUGCGACAACCGAAGAUUCCUUUUCAGACGGAGAGGAAGGCCACGACAACGCUGCACGAGAACCCAGCAAAAACGCAAAAGAUGAAGAUAAAAAGCGCAUUUACUGUCCCUUAUACGAGAAUCGAGACCUCGAGUCUGCCUGUUGGCUUCCACUCGAACCGCCAGAAGCGCCGCGCCUGACUAUUCAGUGUGCUCUAGUGGAUAGAUACUAUCAUCACCGCGACAGCAACGACGCAGCACUUGAGCCUGGUGACGAAAAUCCAACUUUCGAAAAACGUGACCUUGUAGGAGAUGUUGAGACCUCCUCGAAAAAAGUAAUGUUGAAUGAAGAAAGUCGGACGAGAGACGCCAAGCGUGUGUGGCAUGGCCGAAGAUAUCUAAGAAAACUUAUAGUAGACAAUUUUGAAAGAAGCACGCCGCGGCGUGCCGCUGGAGAGCUACGACAACCAGAAAGAGACCAAGGUCUGAAAGACACGAGUAUACUUGACACCUUGUUCGGUGAGUCCGACUUCACUGAGAGAAACAACGAGUUUGACGCUGAUGCAGCGAAGUUUCGGCAUAGAACCAAGAAGCUACGGGUGGGCAUCGAUCGUAUCGCAGAAACUGUGCCAAAGGGCGCAACAAGGCCGCUGCCGCGGAGCGAAGACAUUUGCGUAGCGUUGCAGGUCAACAAUCGCUACGAGGCUGUCUUCGAGCGGUCUCGGUUAUCGAGUGCCACAGUUGAACUGAGUGACUACCGCUGGGUGAUUCUCACUCCAUCUUGUGACACACGGUUUAAGAUUGAAGCAAUGAUGAUGGGUAGGUCCGAGUAAGGAAGAAAGACGUGGAUUAAAAGCAUCAUCCUCAGUGUGGCGUUUUCGACCCAAUCUAGAGAAACCGCGCCAAUCUAGAGAGGUACCACCGCAGUGAGAACGAUCUACUUUGGAAGGUGUAAGACUGCGAUUUUUAGGUGACUGCAAUGGAACCUUUCUUCCUUUGAGAUGAACAUCUUGUAUUGUACAAAGGAGGGCAGCACCCUAUUCCAUCUUACUAUGUGCAUGUCCAUGUGCAAGCGUCGGCAAUGAGAACUGAUAUCUUUGGUGACAAGGAGAGGGGAAU